GGCAACUUCAGGAUAAAACUGACUGGCCACCUCUGUCCAUCACCAUUCCCCUCACACCCUGAUUCUCAUCUCACUGUAAAGUCCUCUGGAUCAUACUUUCCGAGCCACCAUGACCCGUAUCGAAAAAGCUAUGGGUACCCUCAUUGAAAUUUUCCAGGAAUACGCAGGUAAAGAAGGAGAUGCUAAAACCAUGAGCAAAGGGGAAUUGAAGACUCUUUUGAGUAAUGAAUUUCACCUAAACCUUGAGGAUGCAAAAGACAAGGCUGCCUCGGACAAAUUAUUCAAAGACCUCGAUGUCAAUGCAGAUGGCAAGGUGGACUUCACAGAGUUCGUCAGCUUCGUGGCUGCUGUAACUGUCCUUCUGCAAGGCUCAUAAUGAUAAGAGGAAGAGGCCCAUUCAUACACAAACACACACACACACACACACACACAAACACACACACAGGGUCUCACCAUCACCCUGUCCAGAGUGCCAGAGGGCUGCAGUGUUUAAUUGUAAGGGUGUGAUUAAUUAAAAAAUAGCCCCAAAAAAAACAUUCAAACUGUAUCUUACACACCCUCACAAAACCAUGAACUUAUCUUGGCUUGCAGUGGAAUACAUACAUGUAAAACAUAUUUGAAAUAAACAGUUAAACUUGG
This is a messenger RNA of Alosa alosa (allis shad), 639 nucleotides long. Its product is annotated as protein S100-P-like. The record is from RefSeq and is a predicted model, not a curated record. The coding region runs from base 110 to 376 and encodes 88 amino acids. NCBI's taxonomy places the organism in Eukaryota, Metazoa, Chordata, Actinopteri, Clupeiformes, Clupeidae. Gene Ontology annotation, molecular function: transition metal ion binding; calcium ion binding. The transcript has 3 exons.